CUUUUAAGACUAGUUUAAGCGGUUUAUGCAACCGGCCACAGAUUUUAAAAUCGCAAAGUCACUACGGGAAGCUGCAGAGCUCAUUCACUGACAGCACGCUCUUUCCCAGAAGCCUUUCCUCAUAUUGUACACAAUCAUCAUGGCGGCGCAGGAUGGAAGUGAGGUAGAAGGAAUGGAGGCUGAGGUCACGCAGAAGGUACCAGAAGUGUUGUGUGAAGCUGCGGGACAUGGAGAUGUAGCAGGGACUGAACAAGCAUCUCUUACCGAUGGUGAAAGCACAUCAACUCUGACCGCUGCUGUGAGCAAUGGAGAGGAAAGUGAUGAGGGGAAAGAGAUGGUGGAAGUGAAAAUCAUUUGGAACAAAAACAAAUAUGAUCUUAAAAUUCCUUUAGACGGCACCGGUGCUAAGCUGAAAGAGAAGAUUCACACUCUCACUGGUCUUCCACCUGCUAUGCAGAAAGUGAUGUACAAAGGAUUGCUACCAGAGGACAAGACGCUUAGAGAAAUCAAAGUUACAAAUGGUGCAAAGAUUAUGGUAGUUGGAUCUACAAUAAAUGAUGUACUAGCUGUAAAUACACCGAAAGAAGUUAUUCAGCAAGAGGUUAAAGCUGAGGAGAACAAAAAGGAGCCAUUGUGCAGGCAAAAGCAACAUAGAAAGGUUUUGGACAAAGGAAAACCAGACGAUGUUAUGCCAUCAAUAAAAGGAACUAAGGAGCGUCUGCCAACAGUGCCUUUAUCGGGAAUGUACAACAAAUCUGGCGGAAAAGUACGACUCACUUUCAAACUGGAACAGGAUCAGUUGUGGAUCGGAACAAAAGAAAGAACAGAAAAAAUCCCGAUGGGUUCCAUCAAAAAUGUUGUGACUGAGCCAAUAGAGGGUCACGAGGACUAUCACAUGAUGGCAUUUCAGCUGGGUCCAACAGAAGCCUCACAAUAUUGGGUCUACUGGGUGCCUGCACAGUUUGUUGAUGCAAUCAAAGACACAGUUCUCGGAAAAUGGCAGUAUUUUUAACGUGCCUCUAUAGACACUGAAGAAUUGGGAUUCAGAGCAAAAGAUUGAAAACAAGAUUAACUGGAGCCAACACAAUAAUCUGAAGAACUGAUUUUUCUGAAGUAUAUCCAGAGCAAACCGAAGGAUUGCUGUUGGACAAAAUAUUUUGGGGGUUUUAAGUGCACUAAGUGUCAGCAUCCCGUUUUUCAAACUGUUUCAUCAUUCGGGUUUUUUUUUUUUUUUUUUUAGAGCAAUCUCAAGCAUAAACAGAAAAUUGUACAGAACUUGCAUAUACAUUUCUCGUAGUUAUUCUGAAAGAAAUAAAAAUUAUUUAAGGAAAAUGA
This is a messenger RNA of Rhinichthys klamathensis goyatoka, 1335 nucleotides long. RefSeq names its product ubiquitin family domain containing 1 (gene ubfd1). Gene Ontology annotation, molecular function: RNA binding; cadherin binding. The transcript has 7 exons. Bases 140 to 1012 code for a protein of 290 amino acids. NCBI's taxonomy places the organism in Eukaryota, Metazoa, Chordata, Actinopteri, Cypriniformes, Leuciscidae. The record is from RefSeq and is a predicted model, not a curated record.